AUGUCUAAUUUGGGAGAUAAUUCAUGUUCCCCAACACCUCAUACUUCUACCUCACAUCAAUCACCAAUUCAGCAAGCUCUCAUUCCAACAUCUGAUGAAAAUACAACUCCAUCACUAAGUGUGACUAACGAUGGUACUGAAGUUGAUGAUAGUGGGUAUAACUCAAAGAGGUGCAGCAAGCGAUUUCAAAUGGAUAUUCGUCAACAAGUGCUGCUAGCAAAUCAAAGAAAGGCAGAUGGAAAAGUAACACUAAAAAACUUUUCCUUUGAUCAAAAUGUCACAAAGAGGGAGCUUGCCAACAUGAUAAUCAUGCACGAAUAUCCCUUAUCAAUGGUUGAUCAUGCAAAAACAAUAUCCAAAUUAGAAGCUAAUGAAGGGAGAUUUGCUAUUACCACUGAUAUGUGGACUGCUGAUCACCAAAAAAGAGGAUACAUGGCUGUCACUGCUCAUUACAUCGAUAAUCAAUGGAACUUACAAAAACGCAUCAUCAGGUUUGAAUAUGUGCCAACUCCACAUACGAAAGAGGUCAUUGCUUCAAGUUUGAUGAAAUGUUUCUUAGAUUGGAAUAUUGAUAGAAAACUUUCAUCUAUUACAGUGGAUAAUUGUAGUGUGAAUGAUGGUGUUAUUGAGUUGUUAAUUGAUAGAAUUGGUUGUGAUGCACUUUUGCUUAAUGGGAAUUUUUUUCAUAUGCGUUGUUGUGCACACAUCUUGCAUUUGAUUGUGAAAGACGGAUUGAGUAUGAUUGGAGAUGGAAUUGAAAGAAUUCGUGAUAGUGUCCUUUUUUGGGGUGCUACACCAAAGAGGUGGGAAAAAUUUGAAGAGGCAGCACGUCAAUUACGUAUUCCAACUUUAAAAAAGUUGUGUGUUGAUGUCAAAACACGAUGGAACUCUACUUACUUGAUGCUUCGAACAGCUUUGUUUUAUAAAGAUGUUUUUCCUCGUUGUGUGCAAUUACAUGGUGAUCCUUUAUAUAAAUAUUUGCCAACUGAAAAUGAUUGGAUCAUUGCAACUGAGGUUUGUGAGAAGUUGAAAUUAUUUUAUGAUAUCACUGAAGGGUUUUCUGGCACAAAAUAUGCUACUGCAAAUCUCUAUUUUCCUAAUAUUUGCAAAAUCAGAUUGGCAUUGAAUGAAUGGAUUAUGCAUUCCAAUAGAAUUAUUUCAUGUAUGGCUGUGAGUAUGUUGGGCAAAUUUGAAAAAUAUUGGAAUGAUGUGCAUAGUAUAAUGGGUGUUGCCACAAUUUUAGAUCCAAGAGAUAUUUAUGCCAUACCAAUUUCUACUGUUGCUUCAGAGUCUACUUUUAGUACUGGAGGGAGGUUGGUGAGUGCACAACGCAAUAGACUUCAUCCAUCAACUAUAGAAGCUUUAACAUGUUGUCAAAAUUGGUUAUGGGCUGAAAAAGAAGGGUCAAUUUCAUUAGAAGAAAAGUCUUUCUAUGAAGAUAUUGAUGAGAGUGAGAUUGAGGAAAAAAUAACUAGUUUGAGAAGGUGUUCUUUAGAAGAUUGGAUAGAAAAACUUUUAUCAGAUAUUAAUAUUUGCAGAAGUGCCUUAGUGACAACAUUUUUUGAGUUGAAAGCUGUUGUGAUUGAGCUGGAAGCUGUUGUGUUUGAAUUGGAAGCUGUUGUGUUUGAACUGAAAGCUGUUUUGUUUGAAUUGAAAGCUGUUAUGUUUGAAUUGGAAGCUGUUGUUGUGUUUGAACUGGAAAACUGGAAGCUGAUCUUGCUUAGCACUUUACUGCUUGUAAGCAUUAGCUUGCUGGCACGCCUGUUUAAUUCUCUGAUAUUGAAGCCACAAAGGAUUGGGUCCAAGUUUCAAAAGCAAGGAAUCAACGGUCCUCCGCCAUCCUUCUUGCUCGGAAAUAUUUCUGAAUUAAUGAAAAUAAAUCGUAAGAGGUCGAUGAAAUUGGUUGACGAUGGAGAACGAGAGAUAAACCACAAUUAUUCUUCUGCUCUGUUUCCAUUCUACAAUCAAUGGAGAGAACAAUAUGGUUCAACAUUUAAUUUUUCAGUUGCCAACAUGCAGAUUUUGCUCACAAACAACCCUGAUGUGGUGAAGGAAAUAAGCAUACGUACUUCAUUCGACUUAGAAAGGUCUUCCCUUCAACAUAUAUGGCUUGAUCCUCUGCUUGGCCAAGGCAUUGUAAAUUCAACUGGUCAAAUAUGGGCACAUCAAAGAAAAAUCAUUGCUCCUCAAUUUUACUUGGACAACGUUAAGGGAAUGAUGAAACUAAUGGUGGAUUCUGCCCUUACACUGGUAAACACAUGGAUUAGUAAGAUCGAAAGUGAAGGUGGAAUCUCAGACAUACAGGUUGAUGGUUAUAUGAGAAGCUUCUCUGCAGAUGUCAUCUCAGGAGCAUGUUUUGGAAGCAAUUAUUAUGAAGGAAUAGAGAUUUUCUCAAAGAUUACAGCCCUCGAAGAAACCUUGUCUAAGAACAUCUUUUUAAAUGGAAUUCCCAAAAUAAGAUAUCUUCUCCCAACUAAAAGCAACAGGGAAGGUUGGAAGUUAGCGAAAGAGAUUCAAACAUUAAUUUUGAAAAUAGUAGAGAAAAGAAAGAGAGAAACGCCUGAUGAAAAGGGCAUUUUACAAAGGAUUUUGGAAGGUGCUAAAGGCAAUGAAUUAGGUAAAGAUGAGUACUCAACAGAUCGCUUUAUUGUAGACAACUGCAAGAAUUUAUGCUUGGCAGGAUUCGAGAGUAUUGCGAUGACAGCAACAUGGACAUUGAUGCUGUUGGCCUUAAAUCCAGAGUGGCUAAACAGAGUUCGUGCGGAGAUUGUUGAAGUUUGUAAAGGUGAAUUGCCAGAUGCAGAUAUGCUUCCAAAGAUGAAAACAUUAACAAUGGUGAUCAAUGAGACACUACGCCUUUACCCUCCUGUCUCGGCCGUCUUCAGAGAGGCAUUCAACGAAAUUAAACUUGGUGAUAUUAUCGUGCCGAAAGGAGUCAAUGUUUUGAUAUUGAUAACGAUACUUCACCAUCACCCCAUUUGGGGACAUGAUGCUGGCAAGUUCAACCCCGAAAGGUUUGCAAAUGGGAUCAGUGGUGCAUGUAAGCAUCCUCAUGUCUACAUUCCCUUUGGUAUUGGACCACAUACAUGUUUGGGACAAUACUUUGCCAUAGCAGAGCUUAAGAUACUCCUUAGUCUUAUAGUAUCAAAUUUCACUUUCUCUAUCUCUCCAAAAUAUAGACAUUCUCCCGUUCUUAAUAUGGUUGUACAGCCUCAACAUGGACUGAAUCUCUUGGUAAAGAGGCUCUAA
This is a messenger RNA of Durio zibethinus, 3249 nucleotides long. The record is from RefSeq and is a predicted model, not a curated record. NCBI's taxonomy places the organism in Eukaryota, Viridiplantae, Streptophyta, Magnoliopsida, Malvales, Malvaceae.